This is a messenger RNA of Aethina tumida (small hive beetle), 746 nucleotides long. RefSeq lists its product as uncharacterized. The record is from RefSeq and is a predicted model, not a curated record. Lineage: Eukaryota; Metazoa; Arthropoda; Insecta; Coleoptera; Nitidulidae. The transcript has a single exon. Bases 1 to 282 code for a protein of 93 amino acids. Gene Ontology annotation, biological process: negative regulation of biosynthetic process.
AUGGAAAUUCCAGCAAGUCUUCUAAUGUCUACCGGUACGUACGCCUAUGUGGCUGUGAAGGCCUCCAUCCAUGCUGGCGACAGUGCGGUCUUCGGCCUAAACGAGGAUGAGCUCAAGGCUCUGGUCAAGAAGUUUGAUGGUUACAAGAAGGAUGUGAUCAACGGCGUUUUGCUGAAGGCUACUCCAAUGGCUGUGGUAAAUGCCCUUGGCCAACUUGGCUACAGGGUGGUUGCCACAACUGGCGAAACUGAAGUCACAUGGACUAUGCAAAGGGACAUUUAAUAAUUGUUUCCUCACACUCAUAUGUGUGUAUUACUCAUUUAUCAAUUUAUUGCACCAUUUAUUAUCAUAGAGAUUAUUUUACUGUGUUACCAUAAAACAAAUAGAGAUUAACUGUAUUCUAUUGUUGUUUAUCAGUAGAUUUAGGAAUUCAAUUCAACGGAAUAUACGAACGAGCAAUAAUUUACCCUAGUUUGUUACAAAUUUAGGUAAAGUUGAUUAAUUUUAAUUAAGCAUGCACCAAAUGCUUUUGUACUAUAACCAGACUUAAUUAUGUUUAAUGGUUCACCAAGAGUGAUUAAAUUAUUUUAAAAAUAUCAAAUAUUUUAAUUUUAAGUAAAAAAAGUCCAAUAUUGUAUAACCCAUUUUAAUACUACUUACUGUUAUUAAAAUAUUAACAAAAUAUGUUUUUAAAAAUAAUAUUGUAAUUUUAAAAAGAAAUUUUGAAAUAAAAUUAUAAAGAAUAA